AUGCUCGUGGUGAACUAUGACUUCAAUAUGACCACAUCAAAUUUCCCUAACAAUAACAAUAGCACCAACAACAACAACAACAACAAUAGUGGCCAAAACAUGAUGUUUGGGUUGCCUAAAAUCAACACCAGUUGUUUGAAGAACUCUUACAAUAGUACUAAGGAGAUCCAGUUAAAUAGUGCUGGAAGCUCGUUGUUUCCCGAGAUCAACACCUCACAGUUCGAUCCUUUAUCUAACAAUUAUGUUCCUUUGGCGCCAUCAAUACCACCAACGGGCCUGAAGAAAUCAAAAAGAAAGCAUUGA
Messenger RNA from Saccharomycopsis crataegensis, 303 nucleotides. RefSeq lists its product as uncharacterized. The coding region runs from base 1 to 303 and encodes 100 amino acids. The record is from RefSeq and is a predicted model, not a curated record. The transcript has a single exon. NCBI's taxonomy places the organism in Eukaryota, Fungi, Ascomycota, Saccharomycetes, Ascoideales, Saccharomycopsidaceae.